AUGGCCAUCAAGUCAAUACGGAAAGCAAUAAACGUCAGUCAGACACUAACAUGGAGCACCGCCUUGCGUUUCUUCAUAGGCCUUGCCCUGUACAGCUCUACUAGCUCUGCACUGCAGCUACAACCACACAAUCCAUUACAAGGACUGUCUCUGGCUGGCACACAAUCUCUGUUCCCACUUAAAGGAUUUACGAAAAACACUGGAAGCAAUUUUACGGAGUUUGCUCUUGCCGAGCGGAGCAGCCGCGUCAAACGUGAUAUGUUUUACUUCCCUCUUGGGUCGUCCCUUACUUUUCAGUUCAAGCUCGUCACUCCUGUCUACUCGGAUACUUCUACGUCCCUAACGACGGACCUCCGUCUGGAGGUGAAGUUCAAGUUACCUAACCGAGCAACGAACGGCAGGCGCAAGCGUCGCAGUAUUGCUGAAGACAGAUCAGCGCUGUACCGCUCCAUCAUCGCUCUUGUCGACGAAACCGGACUGCAGGGACGAGCGUGCCUGCAGAGGGCGGUGUGUGAGGCAGCGCAAGGACCUCUCAUUGAGAACGGAUUGCUGGGCGAGAUCCUGACGCUGCUCCUCACUCCAAGCCACUCGCCCGGAGCGCCAGCUGCUGACAUGUACGACUCGUCCUUCCACGAAAGUUCAGCGAGAAAUGAAAUAAUGGACAUGCAGGAAGGAAGCACAAUCAUUUCUCUUGAGAGGUCGCAGACAAAAAAGAAACUAUGGGAGAAGCUUAAGAGGACCAAGCUCUCCAAAGUCGGAGACAGAUACAAUAGAACUAUAAGCAGACGCCAUAUACCAGACAUCCCUGUAAAUUCUGCAGGCGGAUUCGACUUGUGGGAAUUCGUCCAAGCUGAAUCCUAUGGUCGCGACGACGCGAGAUGCUGGCUAUUGUAUCCUAACUGCCCCGUGUCUAUAAGAGAGAUUCUUUUCGAUGCGCUGUCUACCUUGUCUAAGAACAAUCACCUUUUGGUUCACGACGAAUUGUAGUGGUAAAUGGUGCCGUUCGUCUAAUUAGUUUCAAUAUUAUAUCUAAAUAUAUAUUUAAUAUCUAUAUUAAUACCCUGAACGUUCAAUUAUGCAUGAAAUGAUGUAAUUCAAACGAGAUGAGGGGGUAAUAACUUGCUGUCAAUGUCAUUAUGUACGGCCAGUAUAAAAUUUAUUUUUAAUAUAGGGAACAGUAGUUAACGUUCCCCAUGCUCUCAUACGAAAAACAGCGUUUGAUACGUCAUUUACAACUUUUAUACUGAAAAAAAGAACAUAAAAAUAUUUGAAAAG
Molecule: messenger RNA, 1275 nt
Organism: Hyalella azteca
Lineage: Eukaryota; Metazoa; Arthropoda; Malacostraca; Amphipoda; Hyalellidae
Exons: 4
Coding region: 1-987 (328 amino acids)
Source: RefSeq, a predicted model, not a curated record